Messenger RNA from Ceratosolen solmsi marchali, 1100 nucleotides. RefSeq names its product LDLR chaperone boca (gene boca). Gene Ontology annotation, biological process: protein folding. Lineage: Eukaryota; Metazoa; Arthropoda; Insecta; Hymenoptera; Agaonidae. The record is from RefSeq and is a predicted model, not a curated record. The transcript is spliced from 4 exons. Bases 246 to 815 code for a protein of 189 amino acids.
AAUAGAUUCUUGCAAGCAUUAUCAGUAUUUUGAUAUUUCAUUGUUGAGUUUUGUUAAUUCGCGCGACUUUUGUAUAAGGCAACUACAUAUAAUAGCUUAAAUAUAUAAAAAAGACUAACUUAAUUUUGAAUGAAGUUAUUUCAUUUAGUUCCCGAAUAAAAAAAUAAAAUUUUAAUUUUUAGUCAAACACGUGUCACUUUUUAACUGAUUGACGGGAGCAAAAUAGUAACCUCAAAAAUUGAAAAAUGGAGAUAAGGAGUAUUUUUACGAAAUGGGGAUUUAUAUUAUUGUUUGUGGUGUAUUCAAUUUUAUGGGUAAAUGCAUCAGAAGCGGAUAAACCGAAAGUGAGAAAAAUUGGAAAAGAUGUGCGUGACAUGACAGACGCUGAUUUGGAAAUUUUACUGGACCAGUGGGAGCAAGACGAUGAUCCAUUAGAACCAGAUGAACUUCCUGAACAUCUGCGCCCUCAACCAAAUAUCGAUUUAUCAAAGGUAGAUUUGUCAAAUCCAGAUAAUAUUCUCAAAGUAUCGAAAAAGGGAAAAAGUACAAUGAUGUUUGUUGAUGUCAAUCCUGAGCUUACACAAUCUGAAGCUGAUAAUAUUUUGAGCAUUUGGCAAACUAGUCUUCAAAAUAAUCAUAUUAUUGCAGAAAGAUUUCCAAUAGAUCAAAAGAGAGCAAUAUUUAUGUUUCGAGAUGGAUCGCAAGUUGUAGAUGCUAAAAAUUUUCUUAUUGAACAACCUGAAUGUUCUUAUGUUACAUUAGAAGGUCAAAACUAUAUUGGAAAGUAUGCUAGUACAGUAAGUAAUGUCUCUUGAAUAAUAACAGUUAAAAUAUAACUAUUCAUAUAUUUGAUUAUAUUUCAUUUCAGGAUGUAAAGAAAAAACUAGAAAAAUUAAAACCUAAAUCUAAAGAAGAUAAUGUGAAAGAAACUCAAAAAACAGAGUUAUAAUAAUUGUUUAUUAUAUAAGAUGAUUUUCCAUAGGUAUUAAAAUUGGUGAUUAAUCUUAUUAGCAAUACCGUGAAGCUUAUUAUUCAAGUGAUAUUGAAAAAAACAUUUUAUUCCAUUAUAAUUUUAGUUUUAGAAAAAAUAAGAAAAUUCU